UCCAGUUUCCGGAUACAGUGUUGUGUCGCUCUCGUUCCGUGGGCGCUUCCGUUAGAGCCGUUGGGAGCGGCUGCGGGGGCUGGUAACCGCUGGAGUCCGGCACCGCGAGCGGCCGAGGCCGCCUCCUGCGGGAUGCUGCGGGGUCUGGGCAGCUGGUUCGGGCUGGAGCAGGCGGGCGAGGAGCAGAAGCCGCCGCCUGAGGGGAGCAGCAGCCCCGGGGAGCGGAGCGAAGCCGGGGGCGCCGUGGGGGAGGAGGCGGCGGCGGCGGGCGGGGACCCGGCCGUGCGGUGCCAGGAGCAGGUGGAUCCGGAUCCACUUCUCAGCCAGGCCAAAGGACUCGGCAAUUAUCUCUUCAGUUUUGCGACUGCUGCUACAAAAAAGCUAUCUGAAUCGGUUGCUGAAACAGCACAAAAUAUAAAGAAGUCUGUAGAAGAAGGGAAAAUUGAUACCAUCAUUGAUAAGACAAUUAUCGGAGACUUUCAGAAGGAACAAGAGAAAUUUGUUCAAGAAAAGCACACAAAAAAGUCAGAAGCAGCAGUGCCUCCUUGGGUAGACAGCAAUGAAGAAGAAACAAUUCAACAACAAAUCUUGGCCUUAUCAGCAGACAGGCGAAACUUUCUGCGUGACCCUCCAGCAGGUGUUCAGUUUAACUUUGACUUCGACCAGAUGUACCCUGUUGCUAUGGUAAUGCUACAGGAAGAUGAGCUUCUGAAUAGGAUGAGAUUUGAUCUCGUCCCUAAACAUGUAAAGGAGGAGGUGUUUUGGAGAAAUUAUUUCUACCGGGUUUCCCUAAUUAAACAGUCUGCACAGCUCACUGCACUGGCGGCUCAACAGCAAGUGGUAGGAAAGGAGGAGAACAAUGGCAGGAAAGAGGAUAUACAGCUGACAGAAACAGUAAGGCCCAAAACACCACCUGUUGCAAUCAAAUCUCAGCUAAAAUCUCAAGAGGACGAGGAAGAGAUUUCCACUAGUCCAGGUGUAUCAGAAUUUGUUAGUGAUGCUUUUGAUGCAUGUAACCUGAAUCAGGAAGACCUAAGGAAGGAAAUGGAACAAUUGGUGCUUGACAAAAAGGAAAAGGAGACUUCCAUAGUAGAAGAAGAGACUGCUGAUUGGGAGAAGGAAUUACAGCAAGAGCUUCAAGAGUAUGAAGUGGUGACAGAAUCAGAAAAACGUGAUGAUAACUGGGACAAAGAAAUAGAGGAAAUGCUGCAGGAAGAAAAUUAACCAUUUUCCUGAAAUCACUGCAACCCAUAAACAAUUUCUGAAAACUGACAUGAAUAUCUGCUUUCAUACUUGCUUCCAAAAUAUCUUCAAGAGAGACACGAACUUAAAAUCAUUAAAAUUCCAUAUACGGAUACAGCCAGCCCUGCUGUUCUUUGUAUGAACAGUUUAUGAACGUGAUCACUCUUCUUAAAAUAUGCAGGUGAUAUGUAAUAAUCAAAAGUGAUAACAUUGUCAUAUGAAAUUACUGGUAUAUUAAUAUGUUUAGUUUGUACUUUUCUUUAGUGGGCCAAGAAGUGCCACUAGGAUGUACUAGAAUAUUUGUAAAUCUAAGAAAAUCUGAAGUUUUAGUCUACAGUCUUCUAUGGUGAGGUAAAAAUGGGAUGUUGUGACUAACUUUAUUCAUGCAAGUAACUGCACUUCAGUAUGUUUGCUUUUUAAUCUCUGUAUGAUAUUUAUCUGUGUACCAUUUAUUAAGUUGCUUGUAACCAUUCACUUUCCUUUAUACUUUACUUCCUAAGAGCAUGUGGCGCCAAAGAACUUACAGGAAAUCUUAUGAGAAUAACUUCCUGAUACCAGUUUGUUUUUUAAAAACAUGUACUAAUCCAGACUCUAAAAGAAGCACCGAUUUAUACUGAUGGGGUACAAGUCAUUUUUUUCUUAUUAUUUAAUCAUUUAAAUGUUAACUCUUACUUGCCUUGAUCUAACAUGUUGUUUCUUUAAACCAUCGUGUUACAGUAUCUCCUUUCCCAACAGACAGAAAGGGUUUGAUAGUCUUUUGUCUUCAAAGGAUAACUAAAUUUCAUGUCACUGACAGAAUUGCAAACACUUUAAAAGAGAAGAACUUAAUUCUGUUUUCUGGAUGAGAGCAAAUUAAAUACUUGUACAGUA
This is a messenger RNA of Malaclemys terrapin pileata, 2112 nucleotides long. It is a transcript of the gene SYAP1, whose product is annotated as synapse associated protein 1. Gene Ontology annotation, cellular component: cytoplasm; synapse. The transcript is spliced from 9 exons. Lineage: Eukaryota; Metazoa; Chordata; Testudines; Emydidae. The record is from RefSeq and is a predicted model, not a curated record. Bases 133 to 1224 code for a protein of 363 amino acids.